UUCAGAAUGCCAGUUACGAAAGACUUGGAGAAAAGCCAUGGGGUAUUGACGAACAUAAAUGGAAUUUUACCAAAAUGUACGUGGAAAGUCUACGGUUUGAGACGAAAAGUUUAAUGUCUGAAGCAUCUGACAGCGGUAUGGGAACUGAAGGAGCACCAUCUGAAUUUGACGUGGAUAUCGGUGAUAAACGUGACACUCAGACGAUAGCAGGCGACAAUUGGAACUCACUGUCAUCAGCUGUGCAGACUGGCAACUUUGCCAUCAUCGAGGAUAUGUUGUCACGUGGCCUGGAUAUCAACACAAAAAAUAACGAUGGUAAAACGGCUCUAAUUUUAGCUGCUUGGACUGGCAAAAUAGAUGCCGUAAAUUACCUCUUGGACAAAGGAGCUGAUCCCUUUAUUGAAGGCCACUCUGGCAUUACUCCACUGCACGCCGCUUCACAGGGUGGUAAUGUCACCAUCAUCGAGAGACUAAUGUCACGUGGUCUAGAUGUCGAUUCAAAAGAUAGUGGAGGGAGUACACCGUUGAUGUUGGCUGCAGCUUUUGGCAAGAUUGAAGCUGUAAAUUAUCUUUUAGACAAUGGAGCCGAUCCUUCUAUUAGAAACCAAUAG
Molecule: messenger RNA, 611 nt
Organism: Pocillopora verrucosa
Lineage: Eukaryota; Metazoa; Cnidaria; Anthozoa; Scleractinia; Pocilloporidae
Source: RefSeq, a predicted model, not a curated record